AUGAACAACACUGAAGAUUGCAGUGCGCUCCUUUCACAGCAUGCUUCGCUGGAAUCAAAACUUACUGAGCAACAGUGUGAACUACCCGAUUCGCAUGAACACGGACACGAGCACGGGCACAGCCAUGGUGGGUGCAGUGGCGCCGAUGGCCCGUACUCUGUCGGGCUGCAUGUGGCGGCGAUCUUCAUUGUGCUGGUUGUUUCGUUUCUUGGGACGCUCAUCCCACUUGCGGGGAAAUAUGUUCCAGUGCUGCGGGUACACCCGUUCGCAUUUGUCAUUGGCAAGUGCGCAGCAACAGGCGUUGUGCUGGCUGUGGCGAUGAUUCACAUGAUCAACCACUCCGCGCAUACGUUCCAAGAGGAGUGUGUGCCGGCGUCGUUCCAGGAGUCGUAUGAUGCGUACGCGUUUUUGUUUGCGAUGAUUGCGGCGGUACUGAUGCACGCGUUGGAGGUGAAUCUGGACCUGAUGUUUGCUGGCAGCAGUGCCCCGCCCUCACCAGCAGAGCCUGUUGAAAAGCAGAACAUCACUGGAGGUGAGGAGCGUGUGUCUAUUUGUGGUGACGAAGGUGGCUGCAGCGGGCACCACAGUCGCAGCAUUCUCCUCGUUGCGGAGGGUGGAGCGCAGCGUAUCGCCUCGGCCCUGUUCAUGGAGUUUGGUGUGACGCUGCACAGCGUAUUCAUUGGACUGACAGUUGGCAUCACGAGCGAUGACGACAUCAAGCCGUUGCUUGUGGCGCUUUCGUUCCACCAGCUGUUCGAGGGACUUGCGCUGGGUUCACGACUGGCGGAUGCGCCGCUACGCGGCUGGCUGGAGCUGUUGCUGGCGCUGGUCUUUUCCGUGUCUGCACCUUUGGGCACUGCGAUUGGUCUGGGCGCCGUCGUGGGGUCGAAGGUCUCAGUAACGGGGACGGCAUUCGUGUUGGUCCAGGCGAUAUUCGAUGCAGUGUGCGGUGGUAUUCUCCUGUACCUGGCGUUUGUACUAAUGCUGAACGAUUUCCCGGCGGAUCUGCGGAAGUACGCCGGUGCGGAUGCGGAGUACCGUGGUCUGAAACGGUUUGCGAUGUUCUUUGCCCUAUGGGCAGGGGUUGGAGUGAUGGCGGGGAUCGGGAAGUGGCUGUAG
Trypanosoma theileri is the source of this 1119-nucleotide messenger RNA. Its product is annotated as cation transporter. The record is from RefSeq and is a predicted model, not a curated record. Gene Ontology annotation, biological process: zinc ion transmembrane transport. Gene Ontology annotation, cellular component: plasma membrane. Gene Ontology annotation, molecular function: zinc ion transmembrane transporter activity. NCBI's taxonomy places the organism in Eukaryota, Euglenozoa, Kinetoplastea, Trypanosomatida, Trypanosomatidae. Bases 1 to 1119 code for a protein of 372 amino acids. The transcript has a single exon.